AUGGCCUCCACCCGCUUCAUCUGCCAGUGCUGCAGGCAGCCACUGAAGCUGAGUCCCUCCAUGGAGACCUCCAGUCUUGAGAUCGCCCAAGAACCUGCAGCUUCCACACUCUCAGAGCCACAGGAGGCAGGCGAAACCCUGAAGAGAGGCCCUGCCUCCGAGGCAGAGACAGAUAGUGAAACGCUGCAGGAUAGCACCUCCUGCUCCACCCUCUCUGGUGAUGAGGACAACGGCAAGAUGCCCAGGGACAGUCCUAGAAACUUCGUCUUACUUGGAGAGUUUGCCCCUAGAAGUAUGCUCAGUAGUGUCCAGAAGACUGCUGGGGACAUUUUUGACAUCCUGACUGGUGAAAGAGAUGUGGACCCCCUGUGUGAGGACUGUACUGACCAGCUUUUAGAGGAACUGGACGCCCAACUCUGUCUCACAGAAGCGGAGAAGAGGAACUACAAACACUGGAGGAGGAGAAGACAUGAGGAGGAGCUGGAGACACUGCAGGGGGAGUUGGAGGGCCUGAGGCUUGAGGAGGCAAGGCUGGCUCAGGAGCUGGAGGAGGUGGAGAAGAACCGAGAAAGAGUGGCAGAGGAUCUCGAGGCAGCCCAAGCAGAGACUCGAAUGCUGGACCAGCAGGACGUGCAGUACUGGAGGGACUACAGUAACUUACAAUGGCAGCACCUGGACCUGCAGGAUGAGCUGACCAGCAGGAGGAACCAGCGAGUUCACGUCCAGAUGCAGCAGGACCGGCUGCAGAAGACCAGCAUCUUCAGGGCCACCUUUGAGAUCAGGCAUGAUGGCCCUGUGGGCAUCAUCAAUAGCUCCAGAUUGGACUCCCUCCCCACUGUUCCUGUGAGCUGGAAUGAGAUCAACAUGGCCUGGGGACACACAGCCUUGCUGCUUCACGCCCUGUCCAACAAGAUUGGGCUGCAGUUUCAGAGGUACCGACUCUUCCCCUGUGGAAACCGGUCCUAUCUGAAGUCUUUAACUGGUCACACCAUGGAGCUGCCAUUGUUUUGCAUCCCAGGGCAGAGGGCUUGCUUGGAUGUCAAAUUUGACCUCGCAAUGAUGGCUUUUCUGGACUGCAUGCAGCAGUUCAAGGAAGAGGCUGAGAAAGGUGAGUGGGGAAUCUGUCUGCCCUGCAAGAUUCACAUGGAGAAUGGCCUGAUGGAAGACCCCGGAAGCACUGAUGAGUCCUAUUCCAUCAGAACCCGCUUGAACACGGAGGAGCAGUGGACAAAGGCACUCAAGCUCAUGCUUAAAAAUUUUAAGUGUAGUCUUGCUUGGGUCUCUUUAAAAUAUUGUCAAAAAUAA
This is a messenger RNA of Suricata suricatta (meerkat), 1305 nucleotides long. RefSeq names its product beclin 2 (gene BECN2). Gene Ontology annotation, biological process: autophagosome assembly; late endosome to vacuole transport; autophagy. NCBI's taxonomy places the organism in Eukaryota, Metazoa, Chordata, Mammalia, Carnivora, Herpestidae. The record is from RefSeq and is a predicted model, not a curated record. Gene Ontology annotation, cellular component: phagophore assembly site; phosphatidylinositol 3-kinase complex, class III, type I; phosphatidylinositol 3-kinase complex, class III, type II.